This is a messenger RNA of Marchantia polymorpha subsp. ruderalis, 2462 nucleotides long. Lineage: Eukaryota; Viridiplantae; Streptophyta; Marchantiopsida; Marchantiales; Marchantiaceae. The record is from the annotation of a GenBank genome assembly.
CUCGGUUGUCAAUCUAUCCUAGUGCGCUAAACAGAAUAUAGUCCAGGUCUGGUGAGCACUGAAGUUCCAAGAGUGUAUUAAGUCACUCACAUCCGUAGACGGUCGCAGGUUUCUAGUCUUUCAGUGUACAGCCGAUGCUGAAGGUCCGAGCUCGAAAACCUCUAGAAAGAGCCAAUUCGUAAGAAUUCUUGAGCUCAUGCUAGCAUUCAUUACAUAGUAGCGUAGCAUCAUAUUAUAGCCACAGGAAGCUCAGACGGACCGACAGACCCUGAGCGAGAGGAGAGUCCAGCUGCAGCGAUGGCACCAGAGGGUACCCGGGCGGACGAGGGAGAGGGUCAGCCCGGCUCGUCCAUGCACGGAGUGACAGGACAUGAGCCGUUCCCAUUCAUGGUGGAAACGGUAGCUGAGGAAGCGACGGAUUUGAAAGGGAGGAAGUUCUCGUUACCUGUGGAUUCAGAGCACAAGGCCAGGAAGCUUAAGCUGUAUUCGUUCGCUCCACCUCACAUGCUGACAUUUCACCUGUCGUGGAUAUCGUUCAUGACCUGCUUCUUCUCCACAUUCGCCCCCCCUCCGCUCAUGCCCGUCAUCCGCGACAAUUUGGGCCUCACGAAAAGCGAUAUUGCCAAUGCUGGAAUCGCUUCGGUCUCCGGCUCCAUCAUCUCUCGUCUCCUGAUGGGCACCAUAUGCGAUCUGGCCGGACCUCGAUAUGGGUGCGCCAUUCUCAUCAUGGUCACAGCUCCUGCAGUGUUCUGUAUGCCCCUCGUUUCCACCAUCAACGGAUUCAUCAUGGUGCGAUUCUUCAUCAGCUUCGCCCUGGCAACUUUCGUCUCGUGCCAGUUCUGGAUGAGCUCCAUGUUCAAUGGGCAGAUUGUGGGGCUGGCCAACGGGACGGCAGCUGGAUGGGGAAACAUGGGUGGAGGCAUCACGCAGCUCGUAAUGCCUUUGGUCUACGAUCUCAUUCAUAAGAAAUUCGGAUCAGAGAUCUUCACUGCAUGGCGUCUGGCUUUCUUCGUGCCAGGAUGCAUGCACGUGGUCAUGGGCUUGCUCGUCCUCGGUCUCGGACAAGAUCUUCCGGAUGGAAACUACGCAGCUCUCAAGAGGGCUGGAGACAAGGUCAACGAUACAUUCCUCAAGGUCCUGCAAUAUGGAGUCACGAACUAUCGCACAUGGAUCUUCACCAUCACUUACGGGUACUGCCUCGGGGUGGAGCUCACCGUGGACAACAUCAUCGCUGAAUAUUUCUACGAUCGUUUCGAUGUGAAUCUCCACAUUGCUGGAAUCAUAGCAUCGAGCUUCGGGCUGAUGAACUUCGUCGCACGUCCGGCCGGAGGAAUCAUCUCUGACUUGACCGGCCGGAGGUACGGGAUGAGGGGCAGGCUGUGGGUGCUGUGGGUCAUUCAGACUCUCGGAGGAGUGUUCUGCAUCGUGCUCGGCGUCACCCACAAGCUGACGGAGUCCAUUGUCGUGAUGUUGAUUUUCUCCGUCUUCGUGCAAGCGGCGUGUGGAGCUACGUUCGGAGUCAUUCCUUUCAUCUCCCGAAGAUCUCUGGGCAUCAUUUCGGGCUUCAUCGGAGCUGGUGGAAACGUCGGGUCCAUCUUGACUCAGGUGCUCUUCUUCUCGAGCUCCAAGUAUUCCACCGAAACAGGCAUCAUGCUCAUGGGAGUGAUGACCGUGGCCUGCACUGCGGUUCUCUUCCUCGUCUACUUCCCGCAGUGGGGCGGCAUGCUCUGGCCUCCCAGCAAGGCCACCGAAGAAGACUACUACGGCGGUGAGUGGAACGCGAGCGAGCAGGCCGACGGUCUCCAUCGCACCAGCCUGAAAUUCGCCGAAAAUUCCAAGUCCGAGAGAGGCACCACCGCGUUCUCCGGCCUGGCCCCUGCCCCCGUCAAGCCCAGCGUUUGAAUUGGAGGAGGGCCUCGUUAGGGAGUCCACUGUCGAGCUCCACGUUCUCUCCGAACUAAUCCUGACAUACGAAGCGGGAAAGAGAUCCAUAGCUACCAGUUGUAAAUACCGAGUCGAGCUCUUUCAGUGGACUUGCACAGUCGACCUCAAAGCGUUACCGCACCUUCGAGAACCACACAGGCUUAGUUCACAGCUGCAAAUCGAUCGCCGAAGCUCGCAGAUUUUGGCGAGUCAGUCUGUCAGAAAAUAGACGAACUUAGACAUGGAAACCCACUCGAAGCCUCCGAUUAGGAAUUCGAGGAGGGACCAUUUGACAGGGCGAGCUUUUGGCACGAGCUAACAUUUGACUGUAGGAAAUGCCUCUGUUCUAGUCCCAUGUGUCUCAGGACUUGUUGUCUCUCUCUCAUGGGGGUCUAGAUCUAGAAGAGUUGAGAGUUGGAAUUUUUGGCCUUCUUUAAUUUCGUGGUGUAAAUCCCAGUAUUCAUAAGCUCGGUGAGCCCGAUACUUUAGUAAUAAAACUGCGCAUCCCAUCUGGUCCAGUCCAGAUGGAGACACGACUU